CCCCUCCCCCUCCCGUGCGCAAAGCGAGCGGUACUCUAGAGAGCAAAAGCAAACGAGCAGCUUUGGAACGGCGAGCAGAAGCUGAAGGAUGCGAACGGCUGGGCUGGAGUUGUCCUCCUUUAUUUAUUGCCAUUGCACUGCAGGAAUGUCGACGGAUGAAAUGCACGCUGGAGCGACAAGCCACACACCAGCGUGUGCUUCACAGAGCGUAGCUCAGUUUUUCUGAUCCGGAGGACACCAGAUGGGACCGUCAAAUAGGUUAUCAUCUCUUCUCUAAGAUAAGAAUCAGAGCACCCACAGUAAUGGAUGCAGUGCCAGAGUAUUCCCUUUUUCUUGUCCGGAUUUUGGAGGAACUAGACACCAAGUACAGCACUGUGUCGUAUCAGGAUCUGUGCAAAUCCCUGUGUGCCCGCUUUGACCUGGUCCACCUGGCAAAGCUGAGGAGCCUGCUGUUCUACACAGCAUGUUUGGACCCGAGUUUCCCUGCUACCCUAUUUAAAGACAAGAUGAGGUGCUCGGUGGAAGAUCAGCAGUCUAAGAAGCUUAUGGUGGCUGCGGACAUUGUCACCAUGUUCAACCUCAUCCAGAUGAAUGGAGGAAUGGCCAAAGACAAGUUGCCAAUGAGUCAUAGACCCAAGUUUCAUAAGAACCAGUCUUUUGAGUCCUGCAGGUCUGAUACAGAUGUCUAUAAGUACAAUGACUGUGAGAGAGCCUAUGACUUCCCCGACAGAAGGGGUCAUCACAUUUCACGGACGUCGCCCUGCCCCAAAUCGGAGUGCAACAACUGUCAGACAUUUAUGCCAACUUCAGACCCCAAUUUCCUCCUGGGAGUCUCCAAGGAUCUGAAAUGUAGAGCAGCAUCGCUGGAUAAGCUGCAGCAUCUGCCUCAGUAUGCCAGUGCCAGUCCACCUCCAUGUGAGAUGCAGAGCACCUACUUCCCCAUGGACAUUGACAGUGAGUCCACCACCGAUCAGGAAUCUCUGAACAUCAACCCAAGUGGCAAGGAUGUUUUCCUGCCCAACUCGGAACCUUUCACUGUGCACUCAUGCGUGCAAAAGCGGAAUAUCUUCAAGGAAGACUUUCAUAACCUUGUUGCCUUUUCUCCCCAUGUGAUCUCCACAGAGACUAAAACCAGCACCAGAGGCAGUGGAGAUUACCACAGAAGGGAGUUGCACAAGCCACCCACCUUCUUUAAUCACAGCUUUGAGCUGCCAUACAGCAACCCUUACUUUGAACCCGUCAGCUCACCCAUUCAGAAUAAAACGAAGGUGAAGCAUGAGAGUCUUGAUGACUUGCAGGCAUCCACGUAUUUUGGACCAACCACAGUCACUGAGUGUGUGAACACCAGGAGGACAUCUGGGAGACAGAGCAGGCAGCCAGCUUGGCCCGUGAAGAGUUUAAGCCUGAACACUGAGGAGGGCCCUGACUUUGAGAGGUCCUUCUUGAACAACAAGGUGCCAAAAGACAAUCACCGCCAUAACAUCAGCACCAUGGAAAACGACCAACACUUUCAGUGUGCCAAAGAGAAGUCCACAGCCUCUCCUGCAGGCUUCUCCAAGAAGUCUAAUGGGAUGAAGAUGAAGGAGAUGACCUCUGUUGCUUGCGGUCCAAAUGUAGAAAAGAGAGAAGGUGGGAAGAGGUUCAAGGACAAGAGUAUCAAUUGUCCAUCGAUCCAGGCUACUACCAUAGACAAUGGCCUUAGUGUAGGGACACAAACAGAGCAGUCUGAACAAAGGAAGCUGAAAGACUACAGCAUCCACAACAAGAAUGGUGAGAGGCCUUUCAAACACUCAGAGGAGGAUUGUGAGCUCGUAAGCGAUGACAUUAGUGACAUAUUUCGUUUCCUGGAUGAUAUGAGCGUGUGUGGUUCCAUCGGUAUCACCCAGUCAUCCUGCUACAAUAGUAAUGGCUCACUCUCUCAGGUGACCAAGUCUGAUGGUGAUAGCUCACCCGAACGCAACACGAUCAAACUGGGCAAGUCUACCAUCAAGCUCGACCGUCUCUUCCACUCUCUUGAGAACUCAGAUGAUGAGCUUAAAGCAAGUGUCUGCAAACUGGUCCUCAGGAUUGGUGAGAUUGAGAAGAAGCUUGAAUCUCUCUCAGGAGUGCGUGGAGAGAUUUCCCAGGUGCUCUCCAAGCUCACCAGGCUGGACGAAAAGAUUCAAGAACCUGAAGCAAACAGGAAAUCCGAUGAUGGCGGCAUGGCACCACAGAUCCAGACGGAUGUGAACCUGUCGCCUCAUGUAUUUCAGUGCCACACAACAGGGCACAACGUAAAAGUGGACACAAAUUCAGAGUGGUGCUGCUCGGAUGCUAGUGGCAGCGAAAGCCUUAGGGUGAAAGCACUAAAAAAGAGCAUGUUCACCCGCAGGUCAUCCAGGUCUCUGACAGAAGAGAACAGUGCCACAGAGUCCAAAGUGGCCAGCAUUACCAACUCACCUAGAGACUGGAGGACUGUCUCCUACUCUAGCCAUCCAGUGGAGGAAGUUAAGGAGAAGGACAGGCAUGGAGAAGGCAAGGAAAGACACAGGAAAGCCAAAGAGACCGAUCGACAGUAUGACCCCCACCAGGCCCACCGGUCUUCCAAGCCACCCAAGGACUCCUAUCUGGUCGAGCAGGUGUUCAGCCCCCACCAUUUCAACCCCUCUGUCAAGUCCCAUGUCAAGGGCAGCCCUCUCUACACUGACCUGCGAUUGACCAGUGUGGCAGAGGGCAAGCGUCCACAACCCUCCUGGACCAUAGAGGAAUUCAAACGCAACUCAGGAGACAAGAGCAAACUCAGUGCGCUGGACCUACAGACCCAGGAGUCUCUCAAUCCCAACAAUCUGGAGUACUGGAUGGAGGACAUCUACACACCAGGCUACGAUUCGCUGCUGAAGCGCAAGGAGGCGGAGUUUCGCAGAGCUAAAGUGUGCAAGAUUGGUGCUCUGAUCGCCGCGGCGGCCUGCACUGUGAUAUUGGUCAUCGUCGUGCCCAUUUGCACUAUGAAGACCUGAGGUCUUUUCCUAUGUUGCCAAUGAAACUUGAGCGGCCUGGUUUCGUUCAUGUAGGGAUGGUAUUUUUCGUGCCUAGAUUAGGCCGCAUUGUGGAUUUUAUGGAACAAUGGUGAAUGUACAUUCAAAGAGGACCCAUUUUUGGCUUAAUCCAGGAGAAAAGAGCUUGCCUGGACAGUCACGGAAGACACACUACAAACACAAUUCACUACUGAUUACUCUUUAAUGUUCGUCUUUUUUUUUAAUUUCCAGUAGUUUGUUCAAUAUUUGACUUGAAAACUGAUUUGUUAACAUAGACGAGCACUUUUAUGGAACAUAGAUAAUGUACUCUUGUUUUAUAACUCGUAUUUAAUGUACUGAAUCAAUCUGUUUAAAUCCUGACACCUUUAUGUUUGUUGCAAUAGACACUACAAGGAAGGAAGCAUAUAUUUUUUAUUUUACUAUGAUUCUAUGAGAGUAAUUUUUCAAUGAAUUCGAAGACAGAAUGUGACGCAGUAGAGCGAGGUUUAUCUUUUUGACAAAUCAGGAAAGUUUUAUUGGGUUUGUGCAAUGUUCUUUCUUUCCUAAGUGAAAAUAUAUUGAGAUAUGAUAAACAACUCUAUAUACAGAAGGAAAACAUGUCAGAAGAGCUGAACGUAUGAAGGGCCGUCGUGUAUUAUAUAAAAGUGAAAUGACUCCUCUGGUAAUGUUUACUCAUGUUAUUCAAUUAGCGCUGAGCUACAUAUAACUCAAAUUGAAUUGCUAAUGUAUUUACUUAGUUCAGAGAGCAAAUUGGAUUGGCACAGUAGGCCUACUGCUUCUUUUGUGAUCAUUCUUUGCCUUGUUCUUUCAGAACUACUCUUUAUUUACUUGAAGCUCCAAAUUUUUCCCAAUAGCUCAAUAUUUAGACAGGAACUGGAAUAUCAACUUUAUACGUGAUGAUGACUUCGUCUGUGUUUGUCUUUACUGGGCUGUGACUUAAGAAUGCCUUUGCACCACUGAAUGCUAAUGACCAGUUAGCAGUUAGCAUUUCUUAAAACCAGUCACUGACAUAAAAACCUGAAUUUACCUGAUUCAAAUGUGUACAUCACCUCCACAUGAAUAACGUAUAUUACACCAGGACAGUUAUGAUCAAAAGCAGCUGCAAACCGUGACUAUCAGGGACAUAAAUGUCAAAACAUGGUCAAAAAAUGAGAAAAAAAACACAAUAACUCUUAUUUCUGCUUACCUUUCUGGAAUCCAAUAGUCUGUUAACGCUAAGCUAACACUUCUGCAAUGUACAUUAACACAUAUUUUGCAUAAUAUGAAGUAGUUUUAUAUUGACUGUCUGUAAAGUAUCCAGGCAUAGAGCUGCUAUCAUUGUUUUAGUGGUUGGUAUAGUGUAGUGGGUAUCACACGGGGUUCAGUACCCUGUCUAGGAAAGCACUCUACACUACACCAAUAAGAGUCCCUGGGCAAGACUCCUAACACUACCUUCGCCUACCUGUGUAAAACUGAUCAUAUUGUUAGUCGCUCCGGAUAAGAGUGUCUGCCGACUGCUGUACAUGGAAAUGUUUUCCAUUCCUAACAACUAACUGGAACCUGGUAAUAUUCCAUCAAUGAGAUAUCUAGAACUUUCAGAAGGCCUAUAGUGACUUUUUUUUCUUAUGAAAUGGCCCCACCCAUUGUAAAUCAAAAUUUGGUUUAUUCCACUUUUAGUUCUUAAUUAUCUUAUCGGCUUAUUUGUCGUAUGAAGCCUUCGGUUUCUAAAGUCCUAACCAAUGGGAACGCUCACUUAACUGAAUCUACCUAGAUACCAUCCUGGUUGGACAAUGUUAUGUUGAGUUUUUAGCCUAAACCUUUUGUUACCAACCAAAACUUAAUAAUGAAAGUGUAGUAUUGUUGUAAACUCUGUUCAAAUACAACCAUAAUGAUUAAAAUAUCAUGAAGAAAAUGAAAUAAAAAUGAAUUACAAACAAAUGUGUGUGUUCCCAGAAAUGAUUAGGCCUUUUCUGAAGGCCUAGAAGGCUGAAGACUCUCCACUGGACUGUAAUAAGUAAAUUUAAAAGUAAGUAAACUGUGUUGUAUAUAAAAUAUUUUUGAUGCAAUGUAUUUUAUUCAUGUGGACACUACAAAGAAGGAUGCAUAUUACAAUUAAAAAAUUAUUUUGAUUAUAUUAGAUAUUUUUUAGUGAACUUACUGUCAGAAUCUUGUCAUGCAAGGUUUUUUGCUAUAAGUUUCCUCUCCAUGCUCCUUCCAAAAAAGCAUUCUUUAGUAGCAACUGUUGCUAGGUUGGACAAGCUGUAGAGGCAAACGUUACUCAAGCUAAUGAGAAACUGUAGCACACAAGAAAGAUGAGACAGGGGAUGGGAGAGUCAUGGCCACCCCACUUUUCCGAAUUAUGCAAGAUAUUUUUUUGUGGUUGGGAUGAUAGGUACAAAAGUUACAUAGUAUUAUUGAUAACAUUUUUCCAUACAGUUCCCACAGCAGUGGUUUUGUUGCAGUAUGUAGGCUUUUGCUUUCCACUGUUGGUCCCCCUCAUUUGUCAGACCAAAUUUGCAGCCCAAAUCGCAGAGAUUGCAUGCAGCUUUGUUGUGUAACCUUAUUCUCUCUUACAGCUACAGGAAAUUUCAGAGACUGAAUCAUCUGCUAACUUCAUAGUGACUUUGUGCGUUCUCUGAAGGCCUAGAAGGAAAAAUGUGGAAAUGGACAUUACAGAGACAUAUUAUAGUACUACAAGUAUUUUGACUAUAAGAAUGAUAUUUGACACUAUACAUCGUAAUUACUCAGUAAGAACUCAUAUACAGCCAUGGCUUAGCCAUUUUCCAUUGGGAUUUAAAGAUCUGAGAUCUGGUCUUACCACAUUUUUGUCACUGAGUAGCUUUUUUUAUUAUAACUAGAGACAAUAAAAGUAAUUUUAGAUUUUGCUGUAGCUAGCUGGGGUACACAUGUUUAAAUGGUUCUUUGCAUGGUGAAAUGGUUCUUCAGAUGGAGAAUGUAUUGCAUAUAUUUCUCUGUUGAACCUAUAUGCAAAUGGUUCUAAGUAGCACCAAAAAGAAUUCUUCUGUUGGUACAAACUUUACAUCGUAACCAUAGAAGAACCAUUUUUGGUGCUACAGUCCACUCCAAAUGUAGCAUUUGACAAAGUUUCUCAUCAGGUUGAAUGAGAUUUAGGCCAAUAUUUUAUAAAACUGUGAAAGAACAGCAAGCACAGAGAGGUCAGAUAAACUCACAUAUGACAGGACAUAAUGUACACAUUUGAAUCAAGCAGAUUCUGUGCAUUGCUUAUUUCAAUGCAGAGUCAAUAGAUCAAUACUGCGGUUUGAUCAAUAAAUCAGUAGUGUAGUUUGUCCACUUCUGACUGAAAUCGACAUUCACACUUGUCUUCUUUCAAUCUGAAACAGCUAAACACUAAUCUUACCGAAAUCAUUACUGGAUAUCCAACAAUGAUGCCAAUGAGAUGAAAAUACUGAGUCAGUUCUUUGCCUCUAAAUAGCUACACUUUGUUCAUAUCUGGUUUUAGAGCAUCUGCUUGUCUGCUUCGCUCUGUAGCAUAUCUCCGUAGGAUCGACACUGAGCUGGAGAGAUUUCUAGGCGUUCAAAGAGGAUCUCCAGCUAGGAGUGGGCUUUAUCUAGAGUAGGUUUCUCUCAGUAAUGUAUCCGCAUUUGUGGGGACUUACCCUAACAUCUACUUUCUUGUGAAAUCAACAGCACUUUGGCAACAGCCUUCAGUUUCUUUCUUUGAUUGUAGUUGAGAAACGUCAUCUGACCUUCAGAUUAUUAAUAGGCUGUUUUGAAUGUGACUUUCGUUUGAUGGAUUAAUAAUCUGUCGGGUGACUUUGCCUUUACCACAGGAACUGUGAGCUCUAGUACACUGUAAGAUCCUGUACAUACAAACUUCAGGUUGAAAGUGCAUCAUGUAAAAGAGGUGUAACUGGAAUAAUAUUCUAAUAAAACUCUUAUUGUUCUGACUGUU
This is a messenger RNA of Pygocentrus nattereri (red-bellied piranha), 6927 nucleotides long. It is a transcript of the gene minar1, whose product is annotated as membrane integral NOTCH2 associated receptor 1. The transcript has 4 exons. NCBI's taxonomy places the organism in Eukaryota, Metazoa, Chordata, Actinopteri, Characiformes, Serrasalmidae. Gene Ontology annotation, cellular component: plasma membrane. The record is from RefSeq and is a predicted model, not a curated record. Bases 303 to 2996 code for a protein of 897 amino acids. Gene Ontology annotation, biological process: negative regulation of cell population proliferation; negative regulation of TOR signaling.